Rotaria socialis is the source of this 1920-nucleotide messenger RNA. The record is from the annotation of a GenBank genome assembly. Lineage: Eukaryota; Metazoa; Rotifera; Eurotatoria; Philodinida; Philodinidae.
CAAUUUAAAUAAAAUAAAAUAAAAUCGUAAUAGAUCUCAAUAAAUCUCAAUAAAUCUCGAAACAGAAAUAAAUACCGGGAUUUAUUAAAAGAUCCUAAUAAAUCCCAAAUAAAUAAAUACCGGGAUUUAUUAAAAGAUCCUAAUAAAUCCCAAAUAAAUAACUCCCGGUAGCUGCUGCCUAAUUUGGCAGACCUCUUUUUUGAUCAUGCAAUUAGUGUAUUCGCCAAGACUGCCGGAGAACAAUCAGUUUAACAGAAAAUUUUGUCAUCCUGUCGUAUACCACUCCUUUAUUUUACUGUUCCUUUUUCACAACUACUAACAUCCUUAGCAUGUUUCAGCAUCUUCAGCACCUGUCCAGCACCUUCGACACUUUAUCGUAAAAUUUGGUGCUUGGAGUCAGCACUUUCCCCCUUGAACAAUAUACACCUAAGCUAAUAUCUGUAUAGUGCAUUCAUAGAAGAUACGUGUGCCUAUAGAACUUGUUCUAUGUCAUAGAAAACAUUGACGGAAAUUCGCAUAUUGCUUUCCUUUUUAUUUUUCAUAGUCCUACUUUCAAACAUCAUUCUUAGGAAACAAUUUGUUCAAAAAUUCUCUGAAGUGAUCCAGGUACCAUCUCGGUGCAAUCUUCAAAAAAAUCGUGUAAUGUUACUCUUUUUUAUUGGUAUAGUGUACUAAGGUAAACAACUUGCAAUGUAUCGUAUGAAUUUUAUUCUUACUCGUAAGACAAGGAUCAACAACAUUAUAUAUCUAUUAUUAUUCAUUGUUUUAAUUUUUGUUUGGAGUAGACCUACAUUUUUACGUUCUCUUUACAACGGAUACUUUUAUUUACCAUCGAUCCAAUCAGAUCAAUCCCACUUGCUGGAAAAAACUUUAUCAAUCGAACUUCGUAACAAUGAAUAUCGUUAUAGCAAGAAAACAGUUUCCCAAAUUCCGAAUGUAAUAUCUACUAAAUUGAAUUAUUCCGAAGCCAAUUUUCGUUUGUCAUCAUCUCCACCGAUUUUGUGGCUCGAUAUGUAUGGUGAUCCACACUGGAAUGAAGCUGCCGAACGUGAAAUGUAUACCUAUUUAUUAGAAAAACAGACUAUUGACGAUAGUAGAUCAAAUGAUAAAAUAAUUGAUGAAUGUCUCGAGCGACCAUUGUUCAUUAUUAAUCAACAGGGAUGGGGUUUUUUUAGUCGCGUUCACCGUUUUCUUGAACAAUUUGGUCAAACACUAUACAGCCCAUGGAUGGCUCUUCUAUCUAAUUAUCGUUUUUCAGUUUCGAAUGCAGGCCGUGAUGAUUUUCUCAAUGAAGGUAUAGUUCGCUAUUUCGAUCCUAUUUCAACAUGUUCGAAAUUUAUUCGCCAUUCCCGAUUGGAACCUAUUCGAAAGCGUCUACGUGGGGCUAAUCAAAAUUCGAUGUCUGUAUCAAAAAUAGACGAUCUUUUGUAUGAAAAUCAGCGUAAAAUGAAUGUCAAAUUCAGGUUAUUAGACAAGAGUACUGUGUGGGCUUUUGGCUAUGAGCAUAUACCUCAUCGUCGCGCAUUAUUUGAUUAUAAUCGCGGGCCUCUUGACUACAGUUAUUCUUUUGCAUACUUAAUUAAUCAUACAUACGAACAUAUGUAUCAUGAACCAUCGUUAUCUUCAGUUUAUCUCAACACAUGGAAAUCACGUAAUCGACCAUGGGGAAAAUCAGCGAUCAAUUUACCAGGUAAAUCCUAUCAAGUAACAUGGCAAGAUCGUUUAUUUUCAUCGUUUCUUUAUUACAUGUUUGCACGUUUUUUCCAUCAACCCGCACCACGAAUUCGUCAACUGACGCAUCUUCUUGUCGAUCAUUGGUCAACAUAUUUAAAUGACAAAAAUGGACAAUCUUUAGAUGCUCUAGGUGGUUUAUUUAUCCGUCGUGGUGAUUGUGCCGAUAUUGAUUGCACGCUUCGAUGA